AGCUGCAGCGGCGGCAGAGAGCGGUGCGGAUCCCGGUGUGUGCCGAUCUCCGGAGGGGGGUGGGAUAAUCCAGUUGGAACCUCACCGGAGUGGAUUUCCUCCCUUGCACACACGCACAGCAAACGCUUUUCUUACGUUCCCAGCGGGGAUUUUAAUUUAUCCACAACAGGUGACCUGUAACUGGUGGGAGAAAGAGAGAGAGAGAGAGAGAGAGAGAGAGGAGAGCAAAUGGAAAGGGAGCAGAGAGAAAGAGGAUGAGAGAGAGGGAGCAGGGCCUGUGAGAUUCCUCACGCACAAAGGGAGUUCCUUGCUCUGCUGGCUUUUGAUUUGAAAAGAAUAAAGGGGACUUUGCCUAAAGAAGGCCAAAAGGAUUUUGACAUCACUUUAGUGUUUUGCCUUGUAGUAGGAAUUCUCCCUUGGUCUCUGAAAGAGAAGUCAUGCCAGUGCUUUGAACACAAACAUUUCUCCUUUUUUUCAUCCCUCUCUCCUUCCACUUGCCCUCACCUAAGAAACACCCCACUGCCAUGGAGAAAACGUACUCUCUAACUGCCCAUUACGAUGAGUUCCAGGAAGUGAAAUACGGCGGUCGUUACAGCAGCGAUAUUCUCAGCAAUGGCAUGACUCUUCACCUGGGAGGCAGUCUGGACCGCCACGUCGGGCGGAGCCGUGGGGGGACAUGGUCAAAUGGUCGAAGCAAAGACGUGAGCAGCAACAGCAGCAGCAGCGGUCUCCCUCGAUGGAGCCGGAGGGAGGUCUGCCUCUUCUCUGCGCUGGUGUUUGCAGCAGGCAUGUGCAUCAUCCUGGGCAGCAUGCUGGCGCUCAAGUACAUUUCACUGGACGCCCAGCAGGACCCGCAGUGCCGCCAGGACUGCCAACGCAAACGCUCCCUGCUGCGAGCGGCUCGCUUUGUUCAGGCCAACAUUGACCCGACCAUACAGCCCUGCCAGGACUUCUAUUCCUUCGCUUGCGGCGGUUGGCUGGGCCGUCAUGGCAUCCCCGAGGACAAGCUCAGCUACGGCAUCAUCACCGCCAUAGGAGAACACAACGAGGAGAAACUGCAGCGACUCCUACUGGAACCAAUUCGGAGGCGCGAGCCCAACUCGGCAGAGCGCAAGGUCAAGGAGUUCUAUCGGUCCUGUGUCAACAUCCAGGAAAUCGACAGGCUCGGGUCUGACCCUAUGACAGAGGUGUUGGAUAGCUGUGGGGGGUGGGACCUGGCGGGGGCGCCCCCUGGUGCCGCUGGGUGGGAGAGGGAGGGCGCCCCACAGAGGCUGGACUUCAACGAGCUGCUCUACAGGACGCAGGGGGUGUACAGCACUGCCGUCUUCUUCUCCCUUACGGUCAACGUGGAUGAUAAAAACUCGUCGAGGAACGCUAUCAGGAUUGACCAAGAGGGGCUCACGCUGCCUGAAAGGAGUCUUUACCUGGGACAAGAUGAGGACAGUGUUAAGAUCCUCGCGGCGUACAAGGCCCUUAUGGAGCGCUUGCUGAGCAUGCUGGGAGCUCACAACGCCACGCAGAAGUCCAGGGAGAUUAUACAGCUGGAGACCCAACUGGCCAAUAUCACUGUGUCAGAAUAUGAUGACCAAAGAAAGGACAUCAGCACCAUGUAUAACCGCAUCACCCUCAGGCAGCUACAGCAUAUUGCUCCCAGUCUUCAUUGGAAACGCUUGCUGGACAGAAUCUUCCACGACAACUUCUCAGAAGAUGAAGAGAUCGUGGUGCUCGCCACUGACUACAUCGAGAAAGUCUCUGACAUAAUCAAGACGACUUCGAAGAAGGUUCUCCAUAACUACAUGCUGUGGCGCAUCGUGGCAGCGCUGAGCGGGCACCUGUCCACCGCCUUCCGCAGCACCAUCCACGAGUUUUCGCGAGAGAUUGAUGGCACCGAGCAGCAGCUGGAGCUGGGCAGGCUGUGCCUCACGCAGGCCAACAAACACUUUGGCAUGGCCCUGGGAGCCCUGUUCGUCCAGCAACACUUCUCCUCGCAGAGCAAGGCCAAGGUGCAGCAGCUGGUGGAGGACAUUAAGCAUUCCCUGGACCUCCGCCUGCAGGAGCUGGACUGGAUGGAUGAAGCCACCAAAGACGCCGCCAGAGCAAAGCUGAAGGACAUGAUGGUGAUGACAGGAUACCCAGAUUUCCUGCUCAAACCUGAGCUCAUUGAUAAAGAAUAUGGGUUUGACGUGAACGGGAAGACCUACUUCAAGAACAUCCUCAACAGCAUAAAGUUCAACAUCAAGCUGUCGGUCAAGAAGAUCCAUGAGGAAGUGGACAAGACGGCGUGGCUACUCCCCCCUCAGGCCCUUAAUGCCUACUACCUCCCUAACCAGAACCAAAUGGUGUUUCCUGCUGGUAUCCUUCAGCCAACUCUCUACAACCCUGAGUUCCCACAGUCUCUGAACUACGGAGGAAUAGGCACCAUCAUUGGUCAUGAACUAACACAUGGAUAUGAUGACUGGGUGAUGCAAUGGUUCAUGUCCCUAGGGGGCCAGUACGACCGCCAUGGCAACCUGAAACAGUGGUGGACCGAGGAGUCCUACAGGAAGUUCCAGAAGAAGGCUGAGUGUAUUGUCAAGCUCUAUGAUAACUUCACGGACUAUAACCAGAGGGUGAACGGGCGCCUGACUCUCGGGGAGAACAUAGCAGACAUGGGAGGACUCAAGCUGUCAUACUAUGCAUAUCAGAAGUGGGUGAGGGAGCACGGUCCAGAGUGUCCUCUGCCUGGCCUCAAAUACACUCACGAACAGCUGCUCUUCAUUGCCUUUGCACAGAACUGGUGUAUGAAGAGACGAUCGCAGUCCAUCUACUUGCAGCUGCUUACUGACAAACAUGCGCCAGAGCACUACAGAGUGAUCGGCAGCGUUUCCCAGUUUGACGAGUUUGCCCGUGUUUUCCACUGUCCGAAGGGAUCCCCGAUGAACCCCUCGGACAAAUGCUCCGUUUGGUGACCUGUCCGUCCGGCCUGUUGACCUCAUCUUUAAAAAGCCCCACCUUCACACACCAACAUCACACAUCUACCAAAGCCAACGGGACGUAAACCCCACUCAUGCCUAUAAAGGACACAGGAAGGAGAUAUAUAUAUAUUUUCCACAUUAUCGUUAUAUGUCUUAAGUCUUUUAUAUUGAUUGUCCAUGAAUAACCCUGGCUAACCCUGUACUAAUCAAAGCAUGGAUAACAUGAGUAUUGAUUGUGUACAUCUGUAUCAUUUGAUUAUAUAUAUUUUUCUAUGUUCAAA
Molecule: messenger RNA, 3235 nt
Organism: Mugil cephalus (flathead mullet)
Lineage: Eukaryota; Metazoa; Chordata; Actinopteri; Mugiliformes; Mugilidae
Gene: ecel1
Product: endothelin-converting enzyme-like 1
Exons: 18
Coding region: 525-2948 (807 amino acids)
Biological process (GO): protein processing
Cellular component (GO): plasma membrane
Molecular function (GO): metalloendopeptidase activity
Source: RefSeq, a predicted model, not a curated record